AUGUAUUUUCAGAUUAACGUAAGGGUCACUACAAUGGAUGCUGAGCUGGAGUUUGCCAUUCAGCCCAGUACAACUGGUAAACAACUUUUUGACCAAGUAUUUGUGAAAACGAUUGGACUCCGAGAGAUCUGGUACUUUGGACUGCAGUAUCAGGACAGCAAGGGCUUCUCUACAUGGCUGAAGCUCAAUAAGAGGGUGACUGCUCAAGAUGUCAGAAAAGAAAACCUAUUGAUGAUUAAAUUCCGAGCAAAGUUCUACCCUGAGGACGUGGCUGAAGAGCUGAUUCAGGAAGCUACACAGCGUCUUUUCUUCCUCCAGGUGAAAGAGGGGAUCUUGAACGAUGAUAUCUACUGUCCACCUGAGACGGCCGUUCUCCUGGCCUCAUACGCUGUGCAGAUGAAAUACGGUGCAUACAACCACGAAUAUCAUGUGCCUGGAUAUUUGUGCAAAGACAAACUGCUGCCACAAAGAGUUCUAGAACAACACAAACUGACUAAAGAGCAGUGGGAAGAACGAAUCCAGGUGUGGCAUGAGCAACACAAAAGCAUGAUCAGAGAGGACGCUAUGAUAGAAUACUUGAAGAUUUCCCAGGAUCUGGAGAUGUAUGGAGUGAACUAUUUCAGCAUCAAAAACAAAAAAGGAUCUGAGCUGUGGUUGGGUGUUGAUGCUUUGGGACUCAACAUAUAUGAACGUUCAGACAAGCUGACACCUAAGAUUGGAUUCCCUUGGAGUGAGAUACGGAAUAUUUCUUUUAAUGACAAGAAAUUUGUCAUUAAACCCAUAGACAAAAAAUCACCGGACUUUGUGUUCUAUGCACCUCGCCUGCGCAUCAAUAAGCGUAUUCUGGCUCUGUGCAUGGGAAACCAUGAUCUUUACAUGCGACGCCGCAAGCCAGACACCAUUGAGGUGCAGCAGAUGAAAGCGCAGGCCAGAGAGGAGAAGAAUAAGAGACAACAAGAGAGAGCACUUCUGGAAAAUGAGAAAAAAAGAAGAGAAAAUGCAGAGAAAGAAACUGAGAAGAUUGCAAGAGAGACGAUGGAGCUCAUGGAAAGACUUCGACAAAUUGAGGAGCAGACCAAAAAAGCUCAAGAGGAACUGGAAGAGCAGACCAAGCGAGCAUUGGAGCUGGAGCGGGAAAGGAAACUUGCUCAGGAAGAAGCUGAGCGCCUGGAGAAAGACCGCAGGAUUGCAGAAGAAGUGAAGUCAGCAUUACUGCAGCAAUCUGAGAACCAGAUGAAGAACCAGGAGAAUCUGGCAACAGAGUUGGCUGAGCUGACAUCCAAGAUCACUCUUUUGGAAGAUGCCAAAAAGAAGAAAGAGGAUGAAGCCAGGAAAUGGCAGAGAAGGGCGAUUAUGGUUGAGGUAGACCUGGAGAAGACAAAAGAGGAGUUAAAGAGUAAGCUAAUUGGGGUCCAAAUCCAGGCAAUGUCCCAGACGGAGAAUGACCAUGAUGAAAAUGAUGAGAGCAGUGCUGAGGCCAGUGCUGAGCUCACAUCAACUGGAACAUGUCAAGACCGCAGUGAAGAGCAGCGCAUAACAGAAACUGAGAAGAAUGAACGUCUGCAGAAGCUCCUACAGGUUCUGAGCUCUGAGCUGGCAGAUGCUCGUGAUGAAAGUAAGAAGACUGCAAAUGAUCUCAUCCAUGCUGAGAAUGUGAGGUUAGGGAGGGACAAAUACAAGACCUUACGGCAAAUCAGACAAGGAAACACCAAACAGCGCAUUGAUGAAUUUGAGUCCAUGUGAAAAACAAGUUGGACAGAAUGUCUGUCAGUUAGAAGUAUUAAUAAUCCAUUACAGAGCAUUUGAACUGCAGAGUCUAGUGAUUUUAGUCUUUUGAUGUGAAUUAAAAAGCACAACAUGAAGUAAAAGCAAGGGUAAAUGUUGUGAACCUCUUGAUUGUUUGAAUUAAAGAAAUUAGACUGUACUGAGUUCACAUAAUAAAUAAAAAGAAACAAACUAAAUUAUUAUGUGAUUGUACCCCUGAUAAUCUCCAAUGUGGUCAUCAGAGCAGUUUAUACAAUAAAGUGACACGUUUCAACCACAUGA
Messenger RNA from Cyprinus carpio (common carp), 2046 nucleotides. Its product is annotated as moesin-like. The transcript has 12 exons. Bases 1 to 1743 code for a protein of 580 amino acids. Gene Ontology annotation, cellular component: apical part of cell; filopodium; microvillus. Gene Ontology annotation, biological process: regulation of organelle assembly; positive regulation of protein localization to early endosome; positive regulation of early endosome to late endosome transport. Gene Ontology annotation, molecular function: actin binding; cell adhesion molecule binding. The record is from RefSeq and is a predicted model, not a curated record. Lineage: Eukaryota; Metazoa; Chordata; Actinopteri; Cypriniformes; Cyprinidae.